Messenger RNA from Sander lucioperca (pikeperch), 2516 nucleotides. It is a transcript of the gene qpctla, whose product is annotated as glutaminyl-peptide cyclotransferase-like a. The transcript is spliced from 7 exons. Gene Ontology annotation, molecular function: zinc ion binding; glutaminyl-peptide cyclotransferase activity. The record is from RefSeq and is a predicted model, not a curated record. NCBI's taxonomy places the organism in Eukaryota, Metazoa, Chordata, Actinopteri, Perciformes, Percidae. The coding region runs from base 626 to 1804 and encodes 392 amino acids.
CAUAUUUUGGCCAGAGACCCAGACCACGAAGAUGUCCCGUAGCCAUCAGAGACGGUUUGCCAUAAUACAUUAAUGCCCGUAAUGGGAAGGCGUUGUAUUUGUACAUUUUUAAAUUAACUAACGUAACUGCACCGGAAUAGCUAUAACAAGUUUGCUACAUGAUCUCUUUGUUGCAGUUUUUCUCAUUAGUAGCUGUUAGUGGAUGUAAAUUAGUUUAACACAGUAAUAGUUGCUGCUAGCUAAACACAAGAAGCUAAAAAAAAAAAAAAAUUCACCAGUUUCAGUGUAAAUUAUUAUAAUGUAUCAUGCAUUAAUUUGAUCAAAGCAACCCUAAAGCCAAUAACGCCUUCAAAGAACUGGGCUGCAGGAGUCACACUGAAGAUUGGAACCGCAUAAGACAGACUAUCAAAUGCGAAAGACAUGGAUCAGUAUGUUGAAACAGGACUAACGUUACACACGGAUGCAAAUGUAACCGUGUUGACUGACAGUCUGUUUCCCUUCGAGGCUGAUUCCGCUCAGAGCCAGCCUCGACUUCCUGUGUGAAUAUCCCUCCUACAUGCUCCACAAGCCGGUUUGGGACACGUAACUGUUAAGGACUGCCUGCUCGACGCUGUUUCUCCCAGUCAUGUCCAGGUCCAGUCGGCGGUACAAGCCUCUGCAGCAGAGCAACGGCUCUCUCCCCGGCUGUGACCGGGUGUGGAUGCCCCGGGCCCGGGUACUGCUGCUCUGCCUCUUCGGGGUUCUGGUGCUGGCGGUGGUGCUGGGAGUCUACCUGUCAAACGACACCACCGAUGGACAUGUGAACCGCAUGCCAACCGCAGAUCUGGCCAAAGACAGGUUGUCCCACAAACCCAGUAAGUGCUCUCCGGCUCAGAUCCGCCGUCUGGCCUCUCAGGUGGAUGGUACUCGCCUGUGGGAGACCCACCUGAGGCCCAUCCUAAUAGAGAGGCUCCCAGGGACACAAGGCAGCCUGGCUGUACAGCAGCACAUCACCUCGACUCUGUCCUCGCUGUCUGCUGGCUGGGCCGUAGACUUGGACUCAUUCCAGUCUUCGACCCCUCGUGGCCAGAUCACGUUCACCAACAUCGUUGCCACUUUGGAUCCUUCGGCCCCUCGCAGGCUGCUCCUGGCCUGCCACUACGACUCCAAGGCUCUGCCUCCAGACCCCCGGGCCCCAGAGAAGGUUUUUCUGGGGGCCAGUGACUCAGCAGUGCCCUGUGCUAUGAUCCUGGAGCUUGUCACCUCUCUGGAUGCCCAGCUUCUAUCAUUCAAACAGCAGAAACUUCCAGUGUCUCUCCAGCUGGUGUUUUUUGAUGGGGAGGAGUCAUUUGAAGAGUGGACCGCCACAGACUCACUGUACGGCUCCCGUCACAUGGCUGAGCGCAUGGCCAACACGCCUCACCCUGCAGGCUCCACACACACCACCGUGCUUCAGGCUGUGGACCUCUUUGUGCUGCUAGACCUGCUCGGUGGUCCUGAUCCACUAAUUGCAAAUCACUUUGAUAACACGGCACGGUGGUUUGACCGCCUGAUCGCUGCAGAGAAGAGACUCCAUCGGCAGGGUCUUUUGACGUCUCACCCCUCAGAGCAGACGUAUUUUAGGAAGGAUGUGUACCUCGGACCUGUGCAGGACGACCACAUCCCCUUUCUUCACAAAGGUGUCCCUGUGCUACAUGUCAUCGCCACUCCCUUCCCACAGUUCUGGCACACACUGGACGACACAGAGGAGAACAUGCACCGCCCCACUGUGGUGAACCUGACCAAGAUCAUGGCUGUGUUUCUGGCAGAAUAUCUGGGCUUCUGAACACAAACACUGACAAGUAUUUAUGGUCAAGGUGCUGACUUUUUACCCAGUACUGGAGUACUAGUGCUAUUUGUGUUUGUCACACUGAUGACAAAUAAUUGCAAAAUGACCAGCAUUAAUUGGACCCAAAUGCACAAGAGAAGAACCUGAAAUGAACUAAACGGUUCUGUUAUCAGUGUACUGGAAUACCAGCUAACCCUUUACCAAAGACUUGGCUCUGCUGGACUAACCAGACUACUUGCUUUCAUGUGAGGGAUGAGCUGGAGACGCCAGUCCUAAUGUCUGGGCAUGGGAUGUGGCUACAAAGAGUCUUAAUUCAAAUGUUAAUAGUUCUUGGAUCAUGGUACCAGAGGAACGGUUGAGAAAGUUUGUGAAUUUAAAGGCACUCUAAAUUAUUCUUCAUUCCUGUGAAAAAAGAAACCAUAGCCGUAACAUUUAUUUCCCCCGUUAAUAUGAUUUUGAUGCACUAAUGUCUUCUUAAAGAUCUCUUGGAGCUUCUGUGAACACUGGGUCCUAUCUGUGAAUAAUUAUUUGCCUUUACUUGAUUGAGGAUCCUCUUGGCCUUACAACCUGUAUGACCAAUAUGGCUAUACUGCACAUUUUGUGUCAGUUUAAUGAUGUUAUUAGAGUGAAAUCCAACAAAUGUUAUUUUACACCAUGUGAAAGGUGUAGUGAAAAGUCAGCAAUAAAGUAAAAAUGGUUUUAUUCCGUU